Molecule: messenger RNA, 555 nt
Organism: Caenorhabditis remanei
Lineage: Eukaryota; Metazoa; Nematoda; Chromadorea; Rhabditida; Rhabditidae
Exons: 3
Coding region: 1-555 (184 amino acids)
Biological process (GO): protein folding
Cellular component (GO): cytoplasm; microtubule cytoskeleton
Molecular function (GO): GTP binding; GTPase activity
Source: RefSeq, a predicted model, not a curated record
AUGGGUUUUCUGAAAAUCCUUCGGAAGCAGCGAGCGAGAGAACGCGAAAUGCGUAUUCUGAUUCUCGGAUUAGAUAAUGCCGGCAAGACGACUUUGAUGAAGAAGUUUCUCGAUGAACCGACAGAUACAAUUGAGCCAACACUUGGAUUUGAUAUUAAAACAGUGCAAUUCAAAGGAUUUCAAUUGAAUUUAUGGGAUGUCGGCGGACAGAAAAGUCUUCGAUCGUAUUGGAAAAAUUAUUUCGAGUCGACGGACGCGCUGAUUUGGGUUGUUGAUUCAUCGGAUAGAGAACGACUAAACCAAUGCUCCGAAGAGCUCAAAAAACUACUCCAAGAGGAACGACUAUCCGGUGCAUCUCUUCUCGUUCUCGCUAAUAAAAGUGACCUGCAUGGAGCGAUUGAUGUGAAUUCGAUUGCUCAGGUGCUCGAUCUCCACUCAAUCAAAUCACAUCACUGGAAAAUUUUCAGUUGUUGUGCACUUUCCGGCGAACGAUUGAUUCAAGCGAUGACGUGGCUUUGUGAUGAUGUUGGAAGUCGGAUAUUCAUUCUUGAUUGA